Molecule: messenger RNA, 591 nt
Organism: Castor canadensis (American beaver)
Lineage: Eukaryota; Metazoa; Chordata; Mammalia; Rodentia; Castoridae
Gene: Ndufb7
Product: NADH:ubiquinone oxidoreductase subunit B7
Cellular component (GO): respiratory chain complex I; mitochondrion
Source: RefSeq, a predicted model, not a curated record
GCAGAGCAACCCGGAAGCCGUGGCUGGAACAGUGGGGAGUACUUCCGGGUAUCAGUGAGGUGACCCCUGCCGCUCCAGGGAUCUGCGGCAAAGCGGCUAUGGGAGCUCACCUGGCCCGGCGCUACCUGGGCGAUGCCUCGGUGGAGCCCGAUCCCUUGCGGAUGCCCACGUUCUCGCCUGAUUAUGGCUUCCCCGACCGCAAGGAGCGCGUGAUGGUGGCCACGCAGCAGGAGAUGAACGAUGCGCAGCUGACACUGGAGCAGCGGGACUACUGCGCGCACCACCUCAUUCGGCUGCUUAAGUGCAAGCGCGACAGCUUCCCCAACUUCCUGGCCUGCAAGCACGAGCAGCACGCCUGGGACCACUGCGAGCACCUCGACUACGUGAUGCGCAUGAAGGAGUUCGAGCGUGAGCGCCGGCUGCUGCAGCGGAAGAAGCGGCGGGAGCAGAGGGAGGCCAUGGUGGCCCAAGGCCACAGAGUCGGGGAGGUGGCGCCCGAGAUGGCCCUAUAGAACCCCCAUCCUGUCUGUGAGCCUGUUGAAAAUAAAUGCCUCCAGGCCCCCUUUCCUGAGCCCCUCCUCUCGCUUUCCA